AUGUCUCACAUCCCCACGCAAAGUGGCGUCGCCUGGAACGAGAUGACAGUGAUCAAGGUCAAUCGAGCAAUGGAGAUUGCCUUUGAGAAUGAUCUUCCACUCAUAUCCCUUGUUCAAUCGGCUGGUGUUUUCCUCCCUCAGCAGUUCCGCGUGUUUCACAAGGGCGGGCAGCUGUUUCGUGACCUUGCGAUCCGGACACAACAUGGAAAGCCCUCAUGCGCCAUUGUCUUCGGCUCAUCUACAGCCGGUGGCGCAUAUCACCCCGCUCUUUCGGAUUACACAAUAUUUGUCGACAAGCAGGCGCAAGUUUUCCUGGGCGGUCCGCCCUUGGUGAAGAUGGCUACGGGGGAGAUUAUAGAUGCUGAGCAGCUUGGUGGCGCGAGUAUCCAUGCGUCUCUCACUGGUCUCGCAGAUAGCAUUGCUGAAGACGAGUUUGACGCUAUUCAGAAGGCGCGUCAGUGGUGCGCGAUCCUACGCGACCCGAGCCCAUCGCAUCUUGAACCUGCUGCGUCAGAGCUCCCUUUGUACCCAGCGGAUGACAUCCUAUCUCUGGUAGACCCCGAUAUACGGAGACCGUUUGACAUGCGUGAAGUCCUUCUUCGUGUCAUCGACGGCUCAAGGCUACUUGCGUUUAAACCCAAGUAUGGCGUAAACAUGCUAACCGCCUGGGCCCAUAUUCAUGGGUUCCGCGUUGGCAUUGUCGCCAACCAGACCCCAGUCAUUAACCCGAACGAAGCUCUCAAAACGGCUCAAUUUAUUCGCCUUUGUAAUCAGGAGCUUCUCCCAAUAAUCUUUUUCCACAAUGUCACCGGCUUCAUGGUCGGGUCGAAGGCUGAACACCAAGGAAUCAUUAAAGCUGGCGCUCAGCUAGUCUCAGCCGUUAGCUGCUCCAAGGUACCUCACAUCAGCAUCAUCAUGGGCGCAUCGUAUGGGGCAGGGAACUACGCCAUGUGCGGACGCUCCUACCGCCCGCGGUUCUUGUUCACAUGGCCCACUGGAAUAUGCGGCGUCAUGGGACCAGAUCAGCUUGCAGGUGUGAUGGAAACUAUAAAGGCGAAGUCUAUGAAGUCGGCAUGGUUACCGGAAGAAGCGGCGGCGCAGGGCCAGAAGCUACGGGAGGAGGCACAUCGUGACGCUGAGUGCUACGCUACAAGUUCGGCACUCCUUGACGAUGGGAUAAUAGACCCACGGGACACUAGGGACGUUCUCGGCAUGUGUCUGGAAGUUGUUAGAAUUCCAACUGCCCAGGAUGUACAGAGUGCCCUCCUUGCAGAGGCAAUGGCGCGAGAUCUGUUUGUUGCAGAUGUUCCGUUCGACAGCGAAGCAACUUGCCGCAGGCUCAACAUUACAGCUAUCGUUGUUUAUACGCACGAGGAUACUCUGUCCCGUCACGUCUCAGACGCGGACGAGUCGAUCUGCAUAGGCAGCAUCCAGCACGAUGCAACGAAUCCAUUCCUCAACAUUGAGCUCCUUGUGAAGACCGCCUUGGCUGCCGGGGCGCAGGCAAUUCACCCUGGGUACGGCUACCUAAGCGAGAACGCAGAUUUCUCUGAUCGUGUACGAAAAGCUGGCUUGUUAUUUGUUGGCCCGACAGGAACAGCCAUGUCGACGCUUGGUGACAAGCGUAGCUCCAAGGCUUACCUCCGGGCGAGGGCCCCUGAUGUUCCCCUUAUACCGGGCUUCGAAGGCUCUAGUCAGGAUGUGGCGGACCUCGAGGAGGCAGCCGUUCGCAUGGGAUUUCCUGUCAUGCUCAAAGCGUCGGCUGGGGGCGGUGGCAAGGGCAUGCGCGUCGUUCGAGAACAGACUCAACUCCGUGGUGAGCUGGAGCGGGCACAAUCGGAAGCGCAACGCUCUUUUGGUUCCAGCGACGUCAUACUGGAAAAGUUUAUCGAAUACAGCAAGCACGUCGAAGUACAGAUUAUCGGUGACCAGCAUGGUCAUAUCCUUCCCCUUUUCGAGCGCGACUGCUCCGUCCAACGCCGCAAUCAAAAGGUGAUUGAGGAGACACCGUGUCUCUACUUGAGCCAAGAUACUAAGCAGCGCAUGAUAGACGCUGCUGUCCGCAUUGUCAAGCUCAUCGGCUACGAAAAUGCAGGGACAGUCGAAUUCGUCCUGGAUACAACGACAAUGCAGUUUUAUUUCUUAGAAGUCAACACCCGGCUCCAGGUAGAGCAUCCGAUCACUGAAGAAGUUGUCGGCGUGGAUCUCGUGGCACUGCAGCUAUACGUGGCCGCUGGUGGUCGUCUCUUGGACCUCCCACAAUUGAGCAGUCUAGAGCCGAAGGGACACGCAAUCGAAUGUCGCUUGUGCGCGGAAGACCCCCAAUGCGACUUUUUCCCAGACCACGGCAAAAUUCUGAUCUGGCGCCCGGGGUCAUCACCAGACAACAAGGCCAACUCUGUAGUCCGCUACGAGACGGCGGUGCGCAGUGGAGCAACGGUAUCUAUCUAUUUCGACUCCAUGAUUUGCAAGGUCAUUGUAUGGGCGCCCACGAGGGCUCUCGCCAUCAGCUUGAUGAUAAAAGAGCUUUCUGAGACAGCCUGUAUCGGAGUCAAGACCAAUCAGCGUUUUCUCCAGGACUGUCUCUUGCAUCCUGCCUUCCGCGAUCCAGGCUACAAGACGUCUUUCAUCCCAGCCCAUCUCAGUGAAUUGCUGGGAAGUUCGUCUCAUUCAGGAGUUCCGGCCCGGAUUUCACUCUUGCCUAGCGUAUACCUGAGGAUGCUGCGAGAUCAGGCCACUGCCUUCCGUGGGAUCAACAGACAAUUUCGCAAUCAGUGCUUCGAUCCCUUAGGUUCGGGGAGCGAAAUAAUUACCUUGAAGUAUGCUUCCAAGUCUCCUCGUGGAACGUCUUCUGAUACUAUUCGCUGCGAUGUUUUGAUUAGACGUCCAAGCUCUGGCGCCCACCCAUCCGACGGGAGUCGUGUCUGCCUCCUGCCAGUUCCAACAAAAAAGGAUGAAGGAAAGGGGACGAGCGCCGACUAUGAUGCCCUUAGCCAAAUCCUGCGCAAGGUCGAAUCGCUGCCAGGACCCGCUUUCACCGUAUCCAAUGUUCAACUUGAGCGGCUGGACCUAUCGUCCACAGAGCAAUCUUCCUCCAUCUUGGAGUUUUAUGUAGAUGGACGGAAAGUUCGAGCAUAUCUCGCAACCUCAAAACAGGAAAAGACUCAUAAGAAAUCAGGACCAACCCAAGACGACAAGGUCCGUAUCCUCGCCCAUAUCCCCCAGCUUGGUGAAUGGUUCGAGUUCACCCGCUACACCUUGCUGUCCUUCUUUGUCGAACAACGCCGAUCCCUUGCCGCGGAAAAGGGCAAAGGCUCCAAAGACAUUAAAUCCCCCAUGCCAUGCAAGGUCUUGAGUAUCAACGUUGGCGUGGGUGACGAGGUGAAGGCAGGUGACAUUGUCAUGGUUGUUGAGAGCAUGAAGAUGGAGAUUACCAUUGCCGCCGAGUUGCCAGGCAAAUUCCAGACGAGAUGGAAAGAAGGAGACGCUGUCAGUGAGGGGCAGGUGCUCUGCUUCGUGGAAUGA
Messenger RNA from Scedosporium apiospermum, 3525 nucleotides. Its product is annotated as Methylmalonyl-CoA carboxytransferase. Lineage: Eukaryota; Fungi; Ascomycota; Sordariomycetes; Microascales; Microascaceae. Gene Ontology annotation, cellular component: mitochondrion. Bases 1 to 3525 code for a protein of 1174 amino acids. The transcript is spliced from 9 exons. Gene Ontology annotation, molecular function: methylcrotonoyl-CoA carboxylase activity; ATP binding; metal ion binding. The record is from RefSeq and is a predicted model, not a curated record.